AUGACCUCUAAAGCAAAACUCCAAGAUCACUGGUCCAUCAUUACCCGCUUUGACAAUUUCUUCACAGGACAGGAAAAUCAAGCUGAGGAAAAUAAAGCUGGAUGGACUGGAAAUCAAGCUGAGGAAAAUAAAGCUGGAUGGACUGGAAACCGGGUUACUUGGCCAUAG
Molecule: messenger RNA, 168 nt
Organism: Funneliformis caledonium
Lineage: Eukaryota; Fungi; Glomeromycota; Glomeromycetes; Glomerales; Glomeraceae
Source: the annotation of a GenBank genome assembly